Phaeodactylum tricornutum CCAP 1055/1 is the source of this 592-nucleotide messenger RNA. RefSeq lists its product with no specific name. Bases 111 to 509 code for a protein of 132 amino acids. Gene Ontology annotation, cellular component: Ctf18 RFC-like complex. The record is from RefSeq and is a predicted model, not a curated record. Gene Ontology annotation, biological process: mitotic sister chromatid cohesion. The transcript is spliced from 2 exons. Lineage: Eukaryota; Bacillariophyta; Bacillariophyceae; Surirellales; Neidiaceae.
CGCCAUUGUAGCACAACGGCAGGCAAUCGCGCCGAAUGUCUCCCAAUCUGUCGCAUGGAAAGGACGUUGCUGCAUUCGUCCUCGCUUUGGUCGACGACGUCCCGUGAACUAUGGAAGACGCCACCGCUUUUGGCUCCACUGACGAGUCGGAACAACCCGUGUUGAUUCCAAUUCAUUCCGAUGGCGACCUUCCCGAGUGGGCCGUCCUAGAGCUCAACGGGGAACUCAUUCGGCCUAAGGAAUCCCCUGACGGCAAAGAAAAUCCAACGAGCGACUGCUUGGUUGGUCCAGGUCAAGUCGAAUUAGGAUCUGUGCAGUUUGUAGAUGCGGAUCCGGUGAUGGUAAUGGGAAGUCAUCGUCUCAAGGGAAAGGUGGAAACGUUGAAGCAACCAUUCUGCGUACUGAGAAAGGAUGUAGAUAGCGACAACGACACAACAUCGUACCAGGUAACUGGGAUCAUUACGAAAAAGCUACUCUUCAACCAAUACCCUAAAACUAUUAUGCGGUAAAAACCCUCGGGCUACGGCAGCUCUAGUCAAUCUCCUCCGAGCGCUCACUUUACGAAUACAAUAAGAAUAAAGAACAUAUAACC